AUGGAUCUGGCAGCCCAGCUCAACCAGGAGAGGGUCAACGCGCACGGGCGCGCUCGCUGCAGAGUGCAGAAGAACAGGGUCUCGGCCCCCGGGUCGGCAACGGCGACGUGGGAUGCUCACGCCGGUGAACUUGAGGACGAGCGGGCGCCGCGGCUCCGGGAACAUGGUGGGGCGGCGAGAUUCGACGCGAGGAAGAGGAUUUGGCCGGAGACGAUGGCUUGUCGAAGCAGGGGAGACUCGGGCAGCGCACGGGGUAGAGGAAGCAGAGGCCGCAACAGGCGAACUUGGUGGCAGCAGCAGGUCCAGCAGGGGUCACCGGGGCUUGGACGCGGGGCUCCGGUAAGGUUGGGGAGGCCCGGCGCGCGAGGAACGGCGCAGGGAAGGACGCCUGGGCACGGGUCCAUGGCGCGGGCACGGGACGCCAUGGUGGUUGCUGCUGUGCUGGUUGCCAGGCAGACGACGGCAGAGCACAGCGAAGAGGCCCGGAACGGGCAGGAGGCGGGGAUGGUGGGCGAGGAGGUGGAGCUCGGGCUCCUGCGGGAUUUGAGCGUCGGCGGUCGUUGA
Triticum turgidum subsp. durum (durum wheat) is the source of this 564-nucleotide messenger RNA. Lineage: Eukaryota; Viridiplantae; Streptophyta; Magnoliopsida; Poales; Poaceae. The record is from the annotation of a GenBank genome assembly.